Messenger RNA from Physella acuta, 1794 nucleotides. Its product is annotated as carboxypeptidase Q. Gene Ontology annotation, biological process: proteolysis; peptide catabolic process. Gene Ontology annotation, molecular function: metallodipeptidase activity. The record is from RefSeq and is a predicted model, not a curated record. Lineage: Eukaryota; Metazoa; Mollusca; Gastropoda; Physidae.
AACAGGUCAUAUCACGUGACAAAAACAUCCUGCAUGUAGCCCUGUGUGUAUGAACACAAUGUUUUAUAAUUGAUACAAAUGUGAAGGACCAUAGGCUGUGCGUGGUACGGAUAAAUUUCAUGAAUCAUAGGACCUUGCUAAUCUUUUCAAAAUCUUCACUUUUUAAAAUUUUGUUAUCUACUGGAUAAAGGACUACAUAAUUCAUAAAUAUAAGUUACUAGGAUCAUUAGGCCUACAAACUAGAUCAAGUAAUCAGGCCAACUUUCCUUCAAAGAAUGAUGAUAAUUAUCGGCAUGACCUCAUUUUUUCUGACGGUGUGUUUGUUUGGGUGGACAUCCCUGGUCAGCACUAGCCAGACAGGAUGGACAGAUUUGAACAGUUUUACUUCAGACAUUGCCAGUCAUAAAUCUGUUGCUGAUCAAAUCAUCGACUAUGUGCUGACCGGUCCAGCUAAAGGUCAAGUGUACAACAGACUGGCCAACAUGACAGAUCAAUUUGGGUACAGACUAUGUGGAAGCAACAACCUUGAGAAAGCAAUAGACUACAUGGUGGACCAGUUCAAGAGAGAUGGCUUGGAGAAUGUCCACAAGGAACCAGUUACUAUUCCACAUUGGGUCCGUGGCAAUGAAUGGGCCUAUAUGAUCUCUCCACGUAGAAAAAAGUUAUCUAUUCUAGGACUUGGAUUCAGUGUUGGCACGCCCAAGGAAGGGAUCACUGCACAAGUCUUAGUAGUUUGCUCUUUUGAUGAGCUGCAUGCACGUGCAAGUGAAGCAAAAGGAAAGAUUGUUGUUUAUAACCAAAUUUGGGAGAAUUAUGGACAGAGUGUGGCCUACAGAAGCAGGGGAGCCACAGAGGCAGCUAAAUUGGGUGCUGUAGCAUCUUUAGUCAGAAGUGCCACACCCCUUUCUGUGUACAGCCCACAUACUGGGGAACAAACCUAUGAUGAUAACAUAAAGAAGAUUCCAACAGCAUGUAUAACAGUUGAAGAUGCGGAGUUGAUGUGGAGGAUAUCCAGCAGGGGUGAGCCAAUCACAGUGACUCUUUACAUGGAGGCUCAGAACCUCAACUAUCUCACCUCGUAUAACACUGUGGCAGAAAUCAAAGGCAGCACUUACCCUGAACAGGUUGUUCUAGUCAGUGGCCAUCUUGACAGUUGGGAUGUUGGCCAAGGAGCCAUGGAUGAUGGGGGUGGGGCAUUCAUAUCUUGGGAGGCCCUAUCCCUGGUGCGGCAACUAGGCCUACGACCCAAGAGAACACUUCGUGUGGUCCUGUGGACGUGCGAAGAAUUUGGUGUGUGGGGCGGCCAGGACUACUUUAGAGUACACAAAAACGAGUCAAAGAACUUUGACAUUGUUAUGGAGUCCGACAUGGGAACAUUUACCCCACAAGGGCUGGGCUUCACAGGUUCAGAUGAAGCCAUGAAGAUCAUGAAAAACCUGGCUUUAUCUCUGCUGGCCAGGGUUAAUGCCACGCUGGUUGACCAGGGGGCUGAGAUGUCAGACAUAUUUGACUGGCCAAAUGUAGGUGUACCAGCUGCAAGCAUUAAAACUGACAAUGGGAACUACUUUGACUUCCAUCACAGUGAGGGAGACACCAUGACAGUGCAGGACAGCAAGCAAAUGGAUUUGUGUGCUGCUGUCUGGGCAGUUACUGCCUUUACAUUGGCUGACUUGGAGGACAUGUUGCCUGGCAACCGUACAGCUUAGAGCUGGUUAUAAAUUGAAAGUUUUGUUCUCACGCUGGAUGAUGAUCAAAUGAUCAAGAUGAAUAUUGUAAUAAAAACUGUGAUCAAUG